Molecule: messenger RNA, 822 nt
Organism: Vicia villosa (hairy vetch)
Lineage: Eukaryota; Viridiplantae; Streptophyta; Magnoliopsida; Fabales; Fabaceae
Exons: 2
Coding region: 83-292 (69 amino acids)
Source: RefSeq, a predicted model, not a curated record
UCAUUGGAGAAAAGAAAGAAGAAAAAAAAAACCAAAACCUAGAAUCCUAUAGUUCUCAAACCAUCCCCAACGAACUGAAUCGAUGCAGGGUCCUUCUCAGAGAUGGGGCUACAUUCGAAUCAUGUCUGGAACAAUCUUCGGAGGCAUCCUCGGAUUCUACGUUAUGCAUCGUGUUGAGAUUAGUUACAAGGAGAAAAUGAAUGAAAGGCUGAGAAAUUAUGAGGCUGAACUGAAAAGAAAGAGGGAAGUGAAACUUAAUGAGUUCGAGAUUGAGGAAUCAUCAAAGUUUUGAACUUUCACUCCAUAUUGUAACGUUUCUCUCUCUGGUUUCAUUUUUUGAGAAAAUUGGAUCUAAUUGUUUCAAUUGCCAUAAGCAGUAGUAGCUUCUGCAUAUAUGGAAUUUUUGAUGGAGUUAUUUUCUAUGAUUUACGGAUAUCAGAAAGACGACAUUGAGCCUGAUAAUAAUUUGAAAAUAAUUGUACUCACAUGUGUUGGUUUCGGACACUGACACAUACAUAAUCUUUUUUUUCAGAGGUUGUUAUUGUUGUUUUUGACUUGUUGAGUUGAGUCAUGCUAUGAGUUUCUUUGGCUUGUUGAGUUGUUUUUUCAUGACUUGAAACAUGAUAUAUGAAUAAAUAUGUCUUGUAGAUUCAAUUAUGAAAAACAAAGUGUCACUAUGGCUAUGUGAAAUCUAGAACCUUAGCAAAUAAAAGGGUAGAAGAGUAUUGGUAGUUUAGAAAAUAGAGAUUAUGGCACUGUUAAAACAAAAAGUUUAAUAAAAUUAAAGAAAGUAGAAGAUUAAAAACUUAUUGAACUUGAAUU